Molecule: messenger RNA, 525 nt
Organism: Striga asiatica
Lineage: Eukaryota; Viridiplantae; Streptophyta; Magnoliopsida; Lamiales; Orobanchaceae
Source: the annotation of a GenBank genome assembly
AUGUGGAAAGACUCUCGUCCAGCUCAGCAGCUACUCAGGUCCAUAGCAGAAGCAGCAACAUGUGCAUGCAAGCAUUUAAUGCACUGGAAAAGGGAUAUGAUCCCUAAAUUCCCAUUUCAAUGUACCCUCGCAGGUCUCGCCGCCGUUUUGCCUCCUCUUUGGUCGUCUCUCUUCCUCUCCAUUGAGGAGGCAGCUCGCGCCGUCCUUCCUGUCGUGGCGCUUCUUCAAACCUUUGGCGUGCAUGGUGGUGUCUUUAGGGAUCGAGGGGCGGUGCAGAGGGCCCGUAGAUUUUGUUUCUGUCCGCCGCGCCAGUGGUGGUCGGAUCUGAGGUUAGCAACCGGGCGUUCCCCUGGAUCCGAGUCGUCUCUGGUGCUGAGACGGAUGGGUCUGACGGUGGUGGUUGCAGUCUCCCGUCGUGGUUUCAGCAGCCGUGGUUGGUUUGGUGCGGGGGCAGCUCGUGCUCGGGCAGUGGGCCUGUUCUUCGUGAGGGGCCUCUCGGGGUUGCCGUUCUUUUGGAGGUGUUAG